This is a messenger RNA of Ylistrum balloti, 591 nucleotides long. RefSeq lists its product as uncharacterized. Gene Ontology annotation, molecular function: acyltransferase activity, transferring groups other than amino-acyl groups. The coding region runs from base 1 to 591 and encodes 196 amino acids. The record is from RefSeq and is a predicted model, not a curated record. The transcript has a single exon. Lineage: Eukaryota; Metazoa; Mollusca; Bivalvia; Pectinida; Pectinidae.
AUGGCGGUCGUAGUAAAAAGAAAGAAAUCCGACGUUAUUUUGCCCUACAUUCCAGUUGAAGGGCAUCUCAAGGACGGAAGGAAAGUUAUUUUGGAUUGGUACAAAGACGAAGAUGAGGAGCAGGUCCAUUCCAUAGUAAAGUACAUUGUGAACGAGGAGGGCGAUUCUUAUCCACAGGAAAACCUUUCUGACGUUGAGGAUUUCCGGGGAUUCUUCGCGUCACACGAUGUAUUUGUGUGCCGUGACGUAAAUUCCUCAGAGGUAUUAGCAAGUUUUUACGUGAAACCUAAUUUUCCAGACCGAUGUUCACAUAUAUGUAAUGGCGGUUUUGCCGUUAAGAAAUCGGCUCGCAGAUUAGGAAUCGGGAAAUUCAUUGCCCGACACUAUCUACAGGUUGCUCGCGAUCUUGGUUACCAAGCGUCACUAUUCAAUCUGGUGUUUGUAACAAAUGAAGCAGCCGUAGGGUUGUGGCGAAGCAUGGGUUUCACAGAGAUUGGUCGCAUUCCUAACGCGGGAAACCUGAAGGGGCAUGGCAAUACAGAUGCAAUUCAAUUUUAUUACGAUUUAUCGAAAAUAGAGAAGAAAGCUUAA